GCCAUUUUAGUUGCGUGUUGUCAUCUCUCAGCUAAUGUCGCAUUGAAAAAAUUUUCAAUUUACGAAAAAGCUAAUAAAAAGUUUUACAAACGCUUAAAAAAUACCAAAUUUUGCAAAUAUAUUGAUUAAUUUAACGAUUUCAAAAACAUUAAUCUUUCUACGAAGUAUUUAAGCCAAUAAAAACGGGCGUGAAAAUACCAUAUUAUACAUUUUUUUCUUUCGAAAGAAGUGAGAGAAGCAAGAAACAAUAUUUUUAUUAACAGAACCAGCCUAUCUUUUGAAGGGGAGCAAGCAGUGAGAAGAAGAAAAAUUCCCAGGCAGGUUUAAUAUUUUUCUUCAAGUAUUUAUUACGGAAAAAUUAUAAACAUUUUAUAUUGUGUUUUGUGUUUUUUUUCCAACAUUUAUUAUUAUUUAAACGCAGCUAAAUUUAUAAUUUACAUAUAAAAUUUGAAUUGUAAAUUGUGGAAAUUUAAGAAGAUACUAACGCAACUGAAUAUUAAAUAAAGCAGGAAACCUCAUAAUAGAAAAAAAAAAAAUAAAUAAAAAAACAUUGAACUUUUUUAUUUUACUGGGACAUGUCAUGUCAGCAAGCAUCAAGAUUUAUAACAAACAGCAGCAACAUCAACCACAACAACACCCACAGCAACAGAAACAACCAUAACAACAGCAAUUGUAAAAAUUUAAAUAACCUCAGCAACAACAGCAGUAACAACAUUAUUAAAGGAAAUCGUAACACACGAGGAGUAAUAGUACAACAAGAAGAUCCGUAUGUGUUCACAGAAUCAGUGCCAACAACACCACCCAUAUUAUUUAAUACACAGAAAACGCGUACCAGAUUAAAUGAUCUGACAUCUGCAACAACUUUAAGUAUUGGAAAAUUGCAACAACAGCAACAAAAAUUACCUUUAACUGAAACAAAUGGAAAGAUAACAACAAAUUCAUUAAAGACGCAGGCGUCUUUUCUAUCAUCAUCAACAUCAACCGCAUCAUUAAUAACAACAACAAAUACUUGCACAGCACCCACAUCUAAAACUAAUGUAAUACAAUCUCUAACAAUAACUGCAACAAAUAAUAACAACAACAGCAGCAGUAAUAGUAAAAAACUAACAAAUGUUUGUAUUGUAAGACCACAAUUACAACAACAGCAGCCAAAUUAUCACCAUCAUCAGCAACAACAACAUCAAAACUAUGCUAAUGCAACAUCAUUACCAUCAUCUGUGUAUGAAGGAGAUUUAAAAUCUAUAUCACCACCACCGUUGUAUACUCCGCCAACACCAUCAUUAUGGCAAACACCAUUACUCUUGGAAUCCCCGGCUCCACAAGUGACCAAUGUAGUGGUGUCACCAAAACCCACAAUAACAACGACGACAACAACAUCUCAAACUACACCCAUUAUGGGUUGUGUAACGCCAACGGUGCAAACUGUUGGCAGCACUACCACCAUAAUGAAUCCCUCACUGACUACAACUGCCAUGGCUAAGGUAGCUCCAAUAAUUGUACAUACUUCGUUUGCACAGUCGCAUACUCCACCACCACCACCAUCUCCUGCUCAAUCGCCUAAUCAACAACAGUGUCUGCCUCCAUCGAAAUUUCAUAAUCAUACAUUGGCUCAGCAUUUACACAAGGUGGAAUGUUUAAAAAAAUCGAAAAAAUCAACGGAUGCUGAAGUGAUAAUUUGCAAUGACAAUGUCAAAGCAAUUACUGAAGCAGCUUCUUCCCCAUUUAAUACCCCCACAAAGGCAGCUUCUUUAAAAACAUUGGACAUGGCGGGUGGUGGUGUAGCAGUUAAACAUUCCGAAACAGAAGAUUUAAAUGAAAUACCGGUAAAUGUCAUAUUUCGUAUGGCUAUGGUACCGCAACAGAAUGAGAAAUCUUCGAAUAAUAUACAAUUUGUGAAACCACAAACUGAUAUAGAUCUACUACAGCCAUCUCAAACACCCCCACCACCACCACCACCCUCAUCACCACUAUCCACACAACUCAAAACAAAUGUGAAUAAGAAAUUGUCAAUACCCGCCUCGAAAACAAUUGCAACAAAUCAAGUUAUAAAACAGCAACAACAACAACAACAACAGAUCAAUACGUCUUCCAUACAAAACAAUGAAACAACUACAGCUUUAAAUUCUCAACAACAACAAACGCCAAACAACAAAGCUGCUACAACAGCAGCAGCAAAUGAUGAUUCUAAAAUCACAACAAAUUCAGAAAGUUUAACAAAAAUCAUCAAUGGCGACACAACUCCAACAACAAAUUUAAAAACAAAAACUUCAACGCACAUUACAAAUAAAACCCGCAAAACGAAUAAUACAUUAAACACAACAGCAACAAUAAAUCUCAAUUAUGAUUUACCCUACAAUUUGCAAAUGGGUUGUAGCACAACUAAAGGUGCCGUGGCCAUUGUUAAAAUGUCCCAACAUCAUGUUGAUUUGGAUACAACACACUUAGCAACCGCCACUGGCUUACCCUAUUGUCUGCAACAGUAUUGGCUUAAUUCAUAUGAUUUGCGUAAAUCUUCUGAUUUGUUGUCAAUGGACGACAAGUCGUUAAAUCGUUCGUUAGCCCGUGAGGAGCGUAUUGCAUUGUAUAAACGUCAGUUGCGUCGACAAGCUAUGCAACUCAUCUCUACAAGAUCUCUGCAAAAAUUACCAAUACAGAUAGCAAGACGUCGCCUAAUGUGUGUCGAUCGUUUGCUGAGAAAAUAUCAACAUAGUGAACAAAAUAAAAAAGAACUACCCGCCAAUGUUAAACGCUGUUGCGUAAAUGGUUGUGAUGCCUAUACCCUGGAAAUGGCCUCACACUGCCAACAACAUAUCGUUUAUAAUUCAGCCCAACAUGUAUUCUUGCCGUGUACCGCCAAAUUUGCCGAUAAUACACAAUGUAGAGUACCAGUAUUUGAUAUAACUCAUGAUUUGCCCUUGUGCAUGGAACAUGCACGCAAACGUGAUGCUUACAAUCGUCUUUUAUAUGAACAAAGACCACGUAAAAUCUCUACAAAUCCCCAUAUUAUGAAUGAAUCAAAACUGUCAGCCAACAUUAGCAGCAACAUCAAUACAGUAAUGGUCGGGGGAGCAAACGUAGCAGAAGCAGGGGGUGUUUUAGUAAAAGCCCAAACUCAAUAUCAACAAAAACAGAAGCUGCAGAAACAACAACAGAAGCAGCAACAACAUAUAUUACAACAAUUACCAGCUAACAAUAACAGCAACAAUGGUAAACGACCAAUAUUAGUUAAUCAAGCAGCACGUAAACGUAAAAUGACUGUUGGUUUAACUGGCAAUCCAGUGGGUAGACCACAAAAACGUGUUAAGAAAUCUAUUGAAAAAUCAGCAGCUGUACCGGUAAUACAUCAACAAAUGCCACGUUUAACAGCGACUAGUUUGAAACGUAAAAGUAGUACGACAUCUUUAGAAUCUAUAGCCAGCAAUUCACAACAUUCAACAACAUCAAGUACCUCGCAACAACAACCACAACAACAAUAUCAACGUCAGCAGUCACAGCAACUGCAACUGCAAAACUUAUAUGGCUUAACCUCAUCUACAACAACAAAUUCAUCUUUACCACCACCAGCUUUAGCACCUCUUAGCGGUUUGGUGGGUCAUGGUUUUCCUCAACAUUUGUUUAGUUUUGGUCAUGAUAACUAUCAUCAUCAAAAUCACACUCAGCAACAGCAUCAGCAACAACUUCAUCCCAUUCUUAAUCUAAAUGAUAAACAUUCCUUCUCCCUCACCACAAGCAACACGAACACCGCUACUCCUGCCACAACCGCCUCCACACCAACCGAACUAAAGGAUUUCAUUUCUCAGUUUUCCUUGGCUGCUCAAAAGCAGGCACAGGCCGACUCCUCAAACGAUGUUAAUUUGUUGAACACCAACUCCAAUUCAAAUUUCACCUCUUCGGGUAUGGGUUCGACAACUUCAUUGCCAACGGCCGAUGAUUUUCUUACUCAGGAUAUGUUGAGUAUAUGUGAAAAUAGUUCAGCCAGUUCGGCGGAUACUGGUUUGGGUGGUUUAAGUGAUCCCGAAUUAAUGUUGGGCGGUCCAGAAGAUGAUAUUCCCUUGGGCGAUACCCACUUGCUGGAGGAACAUGAUUUGGAGAAUGUUUUAAAUUCCCUGCCAGAAGAUGCAUUUAAAGAAUUAUUUACAACAGUCCAUCAAGAUGAAAGUGAUGAAAUCGAACGAGCCAUCGAACUUGCCGACAAACAUUUGAAAACCUUACAACAAACUAUUGGUUCGGAAUUGGGUGAUUUUCUCGAUUUCAACGACGACAUGUUAAUGGACAAUGGCGAUCUUUGUAAUGGAUCAACAGCCAAUAAUAUAUUGGAUACAACAGCUUUAUUUAUCGGAAGUGGAGGAGGUGGUGUAGCAGUAGGAGCCUCAAUAGGCUCAUUAGCCUCAAACUCAACGCAAGGUGGUGGAGGAGCCGUGAUAGGAACAGCAGAUAUUAGAGGUUUAGUGCAAACGUAAAUUAAAGUUAACAUAAAAAAACAAAAUGAACUAAAGUAGAAGUUUUGAAGAGAAGAAAUUUUAUUUUAUAGUUUGCCUGGUGAGAAAUUCUUAUUUUUAAAUUAAACUAUUAUUAUAAUUUAAAGAAACAACAACAAAUUUUUAAGUUUAAUUAAUUAAUUUUAUUAUUAUUAAAAAAAAAAACCCAUAACAUACAU
Lucilia sericata (common green bottle fly) is the source of this 4657-nucleotide messenger RNA. RefSeq lists its product as uncharacterized. The record is from RefSeq and is a predicted model, not a curated record. The transcript has 6 exons. The coding region runs from base 576 to 4460 and encodes 1294 amino acids. Lineage: Eukaryota; Metazoa; Arthropoda; Insecta; Diptera; Calliphoridae. Gene Ontology annotation, cellular component: nucleus.